This is a messenger RNA of Vanessa tameamea, 1215 nucleotides long. It is a transcript of the gene RfC3, whose product is annotated as replication factor C subunit 5. Gene Ontology annotation, cellular component: nucleus; DNA replication factor C complex. Gene Ontology annotation, molecular function: DNA clamp loader activity; ATP binding; DNA binding. The transcript has 8 exons. Gene Ontology annotation, biological process: DNA-templated DNA replication; DNA repair. The record is from RefSeq and is a predicted model, not a curated record. The coding region runs from base 137 to 1138 and encodes 333 amino acids. Lineage: Eukaryota; Metazoa; Arthropoda; Insecta; Lepidoptera; Nymphalidae.
UAUUUGUAGUUUUCGCGGGUUAAUACUGUAUUAAUAUUUGUUACUCAAAUAAAGUUAUUGGAAUUAAAAAUUCACUUGAUUUUAUUUACUAUAAAGUUUAACAUUGGAAAAUUGUCUUUUGGUCUUCUAAACGAAAAUGACGGUUGACGGGGGUAAAAAUUUGCCAUGGGUAGAGAAAUAUCGACCUUCCAAAUUAGAAGAUCUUGUUUCACACGAUGAUAUUAUUCAAACAAUUAAUCAAUUUAUGAAAGAAAAUCAACUUCCACAUUUGCUAUUUUAUGGACCGCCAGGGACUGGAAAAACAUCAACCAUUUUAGCAUGUGCCAAACAAAUGUAUACACUACAACAAUUUAACUCAAUGGUAUUAGAACUAAAUGCUUCUGAUGAUAGAGGAAUAGGAAUAGUACGAGGACAAAUACUUAGUUUUGCUUCAACAAGAACUAUUUUCAAAGCAGGGCCAAAACUUAUCAUACUUGAUGAAGCGGAUGCUAUGACAAAUGAUGCUCAAAAUGCUUUACGUCGGAUUAUAGAAAAGUAUACGGAAAACGUGAGGUUCUGCAUAAUUUGCAACUACCUAGGCAAGAUUAUUCCAGCGCUGCAGUCGCGAUGUACUCGCUUUCGAUUUGCACCGCUGCAGCAGAAUCAGAUCAUGCCGCGGCUUAGAGAUAUUGUACUAAAAGAAAAUGUGGACAUAACGGAGGACGGCAUAGCGGCGCUGCUGACGCUGUCGGGGGGUGACAUGCGCAAGGUGCUGAACACACUGCAGAGCACGUGGCUGGCCUACAGACACGUGAGCGAGGACCACGUUUACACGUGCGUCGGACAUCCGCUUAGAGCCGACAUCAACUACAUCAUGAACUGUCUCCUCAAUGAAAACGAUUUCGCAGCUUGUUUUAAACAAAUCAAUGACAUCAAGAUCGCCAAAGGUUUGGCACUAGGCGAUAUUUUGACUGAGAUUCAUACAAUAAUACAAAGAGUGAAAUUCCCGCCAGAAGUGCUUAUUUCGUUAUUAAUCAAAAUGGCGGAUUCCGAGGCCCGACUUGCGAGCGGUUGCAGUGAACGAAUCGAACUAGCCGCUCUCAUUGCCGCUUUUCAACUUUGUAAAGAUCAAAUCGAUUUGAAUGACCUUGCUUCAUAACAAAAAAUAGUAAUAUUUUUUGUUGAAUAACAUGUUUUAUAAUAAAUAAGCAAAGUUUUCCUUUUUUACAUUUGUCU